Messenger RNA from Rubroshorea leprosula, 594 nucleotides. NCBI's taxonomy places the organism in Eukaryota, Viridiplantae, Streptophyta, Magnoliopsida, Malvales, Dipterocarpaceae. The record is from the annotation of a GenBank genome assembly.
CUUUCUUUUUCUACCAUUUUUCUCCAUUCAAGCUCCCUUCCUAAUCCUUAUCUACUCCUUUUUCUGGCAACAAAUUUUAUCCUUCUUUGCUUGAGCAGUGAGCAGCAGCAACCAAAUCCUACUAUGUAAGGCUAGCUACGCAUGAUUUGGGUCACCAAAUAGAUUUCCAUCCUGCCAGUGCCUGAGAUGUGAGCAGUGGUGAGAUGCCGAUGAACUCACGGAGAUGGAGCAGGGAUGAGGAAGAGGGAUGGCCCGGCGGGUGGGACGGGCUGGAACUUUGGAGCGGGUCUGGCGAGUCCGGCGGGCUAACACGGGCCAACUUGCAAAACGGGCCAAUGCAUGAAAUCAGCCCGUUUUUAAGCCCGGGUCCAGUUCAACCGGUUCAAUCGAUCGGAUCGGGCCGAGUUUUAAAACCAUGCUUUCUGCUUCCUUGGAACCCCAGGGCCUAGGUUCGGAAGAACUUGUGCCUGGGUUUCAAGGAACUCAGGCGCUGGAUUCCUCCGAACCCAGUGGCAGAAAAUUAAAAAAAAAAAUUUUUUAUUUUGUUUGUGAGUUUUGUUAUUUGAUGAUGAUGAAAAAAUUAUAAGGGUAGAG